GGCGAAGGCAGCGGCGCGAUGAGCGGGGCUGGGGCUGGGGUUCUGGGGAGCCCGGCCGGGAAGAGCGAGAAGCUGGACGAAGCGCAGGCGUUGGCCCGCAGCUGCGCCGGCAGACCCGAUUUCCAGCCUUGCGACGGGCUGUCGCUGUGCACCACGCACAGCCACGGGCGCUGCUUCCGCCUGCACUGGUGCUGCCACCUGGGCUGGUGCCACUGUAAAUAUGUUUAUCAGCCUAUGACUCCAGUGGAACUGCUUCCAAGCACUGAAAUACCCGUUCAACCUCGGGGAACCACAAACACCAUUCAGAUAUCUGUCUCGCUCACCGAACACUUUUUGAAGUUUGCACCAGUCUUCCAGCCACCAUUAACCCCAGAUUCUCCACGAUUCUGCACAAUCUCAGACCUCUUUAUUGACAAUUACCGUGUGAAAUGCAUCAACGGGAAGAUGUGUUAUGUGCAGAGGCAGCUGCCUGCUCUCUCCCAUAAAAUGAAGCCUCAGGAGGCCCCCACGCGCAAUGCCUUAAUUUUGAGAGAGAAUAAUACACCAAAAAUAGAUCAUUGCUCUUCUCCCUCCAGCUCUGAGGAUUCUGGGAUCAAUGCAGUUGGGGCUCACUACAUGGAGUCAUGUGAUGAGGACACAGAGGAAGGGGCAGAGCUAAGUUCAGAAGAAGAUUAUAGUCCAGACAGUAGCUGGGAACCGGAUGAGUGUCCCCUCCUAUCACCUUCACAGUGCGAACUAGAAGUGAUUGAAACCAUAGAAACCACAGUGUGAAAUGCUGAGCUGGGAGCUAGCUAGGUAUACUUAAAAUAAUACUGGUUUUCUAGCAUUUAUACUGGCUUUUCCCCUCCUCACAGGUCCUUCCCCCCCCUCCACCCCGUCCCACUCCAGGUGACAGUAUUAGGCUCCUCUGAAUCAGUUACUUGAUCCUAACUCUACAUAAUUUCCAAGAAACCUUUCUUGUAUAUUCUAAAAAUUGUCAGAUACUACAGGUUUCCUCAUAACAGAAUGUGCCUGGUCUCAGUAAGGGGCAAACAAUUUGCAGAUAUUUGAUCCAAUUGUGAAAUAAUAAACUGUUUUCAGGUUUUUAGGUUUUUUGGAACAAGAAUUUAGCCUUUCAUACUGUUGCAAAACAAACAUCAGUUGGUCAAGCUAUAUACAUGGGAAGUAGCGCUGACCUUACCAAAAGGUCUUCUUUAUUCCCUUUGGUUAGUCACGGAGGAGACAGAUCCAAGAUCCAUGCUUCUCUUGUCUCAAGCUCUGCCAUUGGUGCACCCUUUUUGAAAUUACCUAUGUGUAUCAUCCUUUUUUGGGCAACUGCAGAGCAAAGCAUGGUGUUUUCCUAAUAAGCACAAUGCACCUUGCUAAUCAGAACUCUACUUCCAGUGCAAGAAAUUACAGCUACACUUGAACUGAAAUCCUAUGCAGAGGGGAUUGUUAACACUGCCAAUGGACCAGGUUACAUUGAGCAACAUUCAGACAUGUUUGUUUAUCAUCACAAGAACAAGCCUAGGGCUUUGUGCACAGCUCAGAAAUAGAAGUCUUCUGGGUUUUCAGUAAACCAUAGCGUGUCACUGAAUCCUCACCAUCUUAGCCCUGUUCAUGGUACAGCAAGCAUGCAUACAUCCUGCAUGUACACAGAUAUAUCUGUUUGUAAGAAAGAGCCAGUGCACAUACACUUUAAAAAUAUUAUUGGGGACCAAUACCUGGGUAUAAAUGUGAGGAUCAAAUCACACAUUCAGAUGUAUGUAUGUUGACUAACAUAUAAAUUAAUGCCUAUACAAUGAAAAAUUAAGUGUGCAUUGCAUUCAUGUAAUAUAUGAACAGAGCUAGGAUAAUCCUGGUGUGCAGGGAGGAAACAAGUGAUGGUUUGUGGUUGGGACAUAAGACAAAAUGUUUAUUGUGUACCUGGAAGCUUUUGAUUUCUUAUCUGUGUUUGAGAGAUAGGGGAGAGAGCACGUGAACUUCCAAGGCUGAUUCUCAUAAAUGUGGCCAGCAAAAAUAAAGGUUGGCACUAUCAUUCUUGACGUGGAAGCAUUUAAUCAAAGAGCACUUGAAAAGGAAGCGGCUAAUUGGUCUAACCUUUUCCGUCUUGCACCAGGUCCCUCUUUAACAACUUCAUCUCAUUAACUGACAUAGAGCAGAUGAAAA
Messenger RNA from Heteronotia binoei (common prickly gecko), 2148 nucleotides. It is a transcript of the gene C6H3orf70, whose product is annotated as chromosome 6 C3orf70 homolog. The transcript is spliced from 2 exons. NCBI's taxonomy places the organism in Eukaryota, Metazoa, Chordata, Lepidosauria, Squamata, Gekkonidae. The coding region runs from base 19 to 771 and encodes 250 amino acids. The record is from RefSeq and is a predicted model, not a curated record.